CUCUGCGCGUCUCGGUGCGCCUGAGGUCGCUGUUGUGAACGUCAGCUCUCCCUCGUCUCUUUCGAUUUUGGAGUGAAAAUGGAGAAACACUACACGGACUCACAAGUCAAAGGAGUCAGCACAGGGACUACCGUCCUGGCUGUCAUUUUUGAUGGAGGGGUCGUGAUUGGGUCAGACUCCAGGGCUUCAAUUGGAGGGGAAUAUAUAUCAUCCAAAACCAUCAACAAGGUGAUUCAGGUCCAUGACAGGAUCUUCUGCUGCAUAGCUGGUUCACUUGCAGACGCUCAGGCCGUCACCAAAGCUGCAAAGUUCCACCUGUCCUUCCACAGUGUCCAGAUGGAGAGCCCUCCACUGGUGAUUGCAGCAGCGUCUGUGCUGAAGGAAUUGUGCUAUAAUAACAAAGAUGAGCUCCAGGCCGGCUUCAUCACAGCAGGCUGGGACAGGAAGAAAGGACCACAGGUGUACGUUGUUGCUCUAGGUGGGAUGUUAGUCAGUCAGUCUGUUACCAUCGGUGGUUCAGGCAGCACUUACAUCCACGGCUAUGUAGAUGCUAAAUACAAACCCAAUAUGACCAGAGAGGAAUGUCUACAGUUUGCCACUAACGCUCUCGCUCUGGCCAUGGGCAGGGACAACGUCAGCGGGGGUGUCGCUCACCUGGUGGUGAUCACAGAGGGAGGGGUGGAGCAUGUGGUUGUACCUGGUAACAAGCUGCCCAAGUUCCAUGAUGAGUGAUCUCCUUCUGACCUCCAACCUUCAAAUCAUUAAUGAAAUGUAUUAAUUGGAAUCCAUAAGUCACACCUUUAUUCCUAAUUUGUUCUGUGUAGAAAUGGGAACUGGGAACCAAGUUCAACUAAAAUCUGAAGCAUAAAAAUAUACUUGUCACAAGUUGUGUGUGUCCUAUUUGCAUGUUCUAUGUUUUUUUGUAGAAAAUAUUGGAAAUUAAAAUGAAUAAUAAUAAUAAAAAAACAUUUUCCAAAAUCUC
Messenger RNA from Mugil cephalus (flathead mullet), 982 nucleotides. RefSeq names its product proteasome 20S subunit beta 12 (gene psmb12). Gene Ontology annotation, molecular function: threonine-type endopeptidase activity. Lineage: Eukaryota; Metazoa; Chordata; Actinopteri; Mugiliformes; Mugilidae. The transcript has 6 exons. The record is from RefSeq and is a predicted model, not a curated record. Gene Ontology annotation, cellular component: proteasome core complex. The coding region runs from base 79 to 732 and encodes 217 amino acids.